Cygnus atratus (black swan) is the source of this 2261-nucleotide messenger RNA. It is a transcript of the gene SPTLC3, whose product is annotated as serine palmitoyltransferase long chain base subunit 3. Gene Ontology annotation, biological process: ceramide biosynthetic process; sphingosine biosynthetic process. Gene Ontology annotation, molecular function: serine C-palmitoyltransferase activity; pyridoxal phosphate binding. The record is from RefSeq and is a predicted model, not a curated record. Bases 320 to 1984 code for a protein of 554 amino acids. Lineage: Eukaryota; Metazoa; Chordata; Aves; Anseriformes; Anatidae. Gene Ontology annotation, cellular component: serine palmitoyltransferase complex. The transcript is spliced from 12 exons.
AGUCUUGUUGACUCAUAAAAGCUGUGUUCAUACAAUAGCCAGCAAUGAGCAGUAUUUUUCAGAGAUUUUAAGAGCACACCUCCUGCUAUGUAUUUCGCAUUCUAGUUUGCUGGGGCUGAAGGUGUAUGAAAGAAACAGUUUUAAGUUUCUUAGAUAUUGCAAAAGAUAGUUCCUCCUCUCAUCCUGGAAAAUCCUGACAGACCAGUUGGAUACCUUUCAGGCCUUAACUAAGAAGUUUAUCUGCUCAUCCCACUGUCUUUUUUACUGUAGAAAGACCUGAGACACCCUUAAGAACUGAGAAUCUGACUAAUUUAAACAGAUGGCUAAUCCCAGUGCUGUCUGCAAUGGACAUCUACAUCAUCAUCAUCAUCAGAAACAGAAUAACCUCUUAAAAAGUGGAGUCUGUAAGAAAAAUGGAAUUACCAAAGGAAUGAAGAAGAAUGGUGUAUCAAAUGGAACUCUCUACAAAAAAACAUUUAUUGAGCACUUUGAACAGGCACCAAUGUAUGUUGCAGUUCUUACUUUCGUGGGUUUUGGAGUGGGCACAAUAUUUGGCUACCUGCGGGAUUUUAUGAGAGCCUGGGGACUAGAAAAACGUAACAUUGCUGAAGAGAGAGAACAACAAAAAGAUUUUGUGCCACUUUAUCAAGAUUUUGAGAACUUUUACACCAGAAACCUCUAUAUGAGAAUACGUGAUAACUGGAAUCGUCCAAUUUGCAGUGUCCCAGGGCCACAGUUUGACCUCAUGGAACGUGUUACAGAUGAUUACAACUGGACAUUUAGGUUCACAGGAAGAACUAUCAAGAAUGUAAUCAAUAUGGGUUCUUAUAACUACCUCGGCUUUGCAGAAACAGAACCUAAUGCUUUGAAAACUGUAACCAAAGAGUUACAAAAGUAUGGAACAGGAAUCUGCAGUACCAGACAAGAAAUGGGUACCUUAGACAAGCAUGUAGAACUAGAGAAACUCGUGGCCAAGUUCCUUGGUGUAGAUGAUGCUAUGGUGUUUGGCAUGGGAUUUGCAACAAAUUCAAUGAAUAUUCCAGCCCUUGUUGGGAAGGGCUGCCUCAUUUUAAGUGAUGAGUUGAACCACACUUCCCUCGUUCUUGGUGCGAGGCUUUCAGGUGCUACUAUUAGAAUCUUCAAGCAUAAUAAUAUGCAGAGUCUCGAGAAGUUACUAAGAGAUGCAAUAAUAUAUGGCCAGCCUCGAAGCCGCAGAGCAUGGAGAAAAAUUAUCAUCCUCGUGGAGGGUAUUUACAGCAUGGAAGGGUCCAUUGUGCGCCUGCCAGAGAUAGUCUCCUUGAAGAAAAAAUACAAAGCCUACCUCUACUUGGAUGAAGCUCACAGCAUCGGUGCAGUGGGAGCAACAGGGCGAGGAGUUGUGGAGUACUUCGGUAUGAGUCCUGAUGAUGUUGACGUAUUAAUGGGAACGUUCACAAAGAGCUUUGGUGCAGCUGGAGGAUAUAUAGCUGGCAAAAAGGACCUUGUGGACUUUUUACGAACUCAUUCUCACAGUGCUGUGUACGCCACAUCUAUGUGUCCACCUGUGGCAGAGCAAAUCAUCAGGGCAAUGAAAUGUCUCAUGGGACUAGACGGAACAACACAAGGGCUCCAAAGAGUGCGCCAGCUAGGGAAAAACACAAGAUAUUUCAGAAGACGACUGCAUGAAAUGGGCUUCAUCAUUUAUGGCAAUGAUGAUUCUCCUGUUGUCCCCUUACUCCUUUAUAUGCCUGGUAAGAUAGGGGCCUUUGCAAGACGCAUGUUAGAAAAAAAUAUCGGGGUGGUUGUGGUUGGGUUUCCAGCUACUCCUAUCACAGAAUCCAGGGCUCGGUUUUGUGUGUCAGCUGCACAUACACGGGAGAUGUUAGACACGGUUUUGAAUGCUCUGGAUGAAUUGGGUGAUUUUCUACAACUGAAAUAUUCCCGGUAUUCCAAGUCAUCUCAUCCUGAACUGUAUGAAGAAACUAGGUUUGAACUUGAAGAUUGAGUUUUCCACCCAUGAAGAGAACAUUAUGAUGCUAUGAAAAGGGGGGAAAACCCCGAAACUAAAAAAUACAAAUGCAUUUCUUCCCUUCUAAGGACAAUUUUUGUUUCUCAGUUAAUUGAAAAGAGGGGAAGCUUUGUUGUUGCAUUUUAUUGUAUCAAAUUUCUGUAUUCAAGAGACUGAACUAUUGAUACAGAUUUGCCUCCCCAGGAGAUCUGUCCUUCUUACGGUACUUUUGAUGCAGAAUGAAUGCAUCCGUUGAUCAAGUUGCUAGUGUACA